Molecule: messenger RNA, 978 nt
Organism: Microthlaspi erraticum
Lineage: Eukaryota; Viridiplantae; Streptophyta; Magnoliopsida; Brassicales; Brassicaceae
Source: the annotation of a GenBank genome assembly
AUGGACUUAGAGAGAGAAGAGGAAGAGCCAGACAUUGACAAGAAUCAGGAAAUAUCACAAACCAAAGUUAAGUUCGACCCAUGGUGCCCACUUAGAGCUCCAAAAGCCGAGCUCAAACAACUCCCAGUUGGUCUAAGGUAUGAAUAUCUUGGUCCUAAUGAAACAUAUCCUGUUAUUGUUAAUGCUGCACUAACAAAAGAAGAGACCGCUUUACUUGUUCGCGAACUGAGAAAGCAUAGAAAGGCUCUUGGUUACUCUUUGGAUGAUUUAACAGGAAUCUCACCUGAACUAUGCACACAUCGCAUCAUCCUGGAGGAUGAGUCUAGUUCUUCAAUUGAACACCAAAGGAGGCUAAACCCAAACCUAAAGGAAGUUGUCAAGAAGGAGAUAAUGAAGCUAUUGAAAGCUGGAGUGAUUUAUCCAAUAUCAGAUAGUGCAUGGGUCAGCCCUGUACAUGUCGUGCCAAAGAAAGGAGGGAUCACAGUCAUCAAGAAUGAACAUGAUGAGCUCAUUCCAACAAGAACAAUCACUGGACACAGAAUGUGUGUCGACUACAGGAAACUGAACUCCUCCACACGCAAGGACCACUACCCCUUGCCAUUCAUAGAUCAGAUGCUUGAGCGCCUUGCCAAUCAUCAAUACUACUGUUUCUUGGAUGGAUACUCAGGAUUUUUCCAAAUUCCAAUCCACCCAGAUGAUCAGGAGAAGACUACAUUCACUUGUCCCUAUGGCACAUAUGCUUAUAGGAGAAUGCCUUUUGGAUUGUGCAAUGCUCCAGCUACAUUCCAAAGGUGUAUGAUGUCCAUAUUCACAGAUCUCAUAGAAGAGAUUAUGGAGGUUUUCAUGGAUGAUUUCUCAGUAUAUGGUUCUUCCUUUGAAUCAUGUUUGGGAAAUCUUGGAAGAGUGCUACAGAGAUGUGAAGACAAGCACCUAGUUCUAAAUUGGGAGAAGUGCCAUUUAUGGUUAGAGAUGGAAUAG